UGAUGUUCCAAUUGGAGUGCGGACGGUCGUGCAGUGUUUGUGUGGUGGGCAAUUCGAUUUUUCUGAAUUUUUAAGGGCUCCGGCAGCCGAGAUUUUGAUUUUUUGCUCUCGUCAGUGCGCGUUAAAUAAUCAGUUAAAAAAUCAUCGAUUGGGCGCACCGCGAGCUCCCCUUCCGUUUCCUGCGUGCAUUUUGGGCACUUGUAUUCGUACAUUUCCGCCUUCGAGCGCACUGUGCUUUUGUUUAUACGACCUCCGGUCGCCCCACAUUUUAUGGUGAACUUGUGCCGCCGAACGGUGUUGUCAUUGCCCCACCUCCCCCGAAAAAAAUCGAAACUCCCGCACGGUGGGCGAAGUCAAGUGCACGCCAUUGAUAAUAACUUUCCACAAAGUUUUGCGCAAUUGCAAAAUCCAUAAAUCUAUUAUCUAGUAUACGGCAUUUGAGCUUUUAAAGAAACAAAUAUAAAUUCAGAGGGCGUGUGCUAAGGCCAAUCCAUCCCACUGUGCAAGCAGUCGGGCGGCAGAAAUUCAUAAAACAACGGCUAACAAAUCCAACGAAGAGAAAUACAGAAACAGAAAUACAAAUAAAAAUAAAAGAGAGAGCGAGCUUAUUUGGUUUAUUUAAAGACUCUCGUCCGCACAACAACUACAAUCAUUUAAUAUUCCGCUUAUAAUGUAAAAUACUGCAAUGACAAAGGACCAAGAUCAAGCUAUGGUUGUAAUUUAGCACAGGAAUCACGAUAUAAACAAGAGACAUCAGCGUGCGAAACCGAAGGCUGCUAAUCGAGGUCGGAGAUCAUAAAUCAUUAUCAGGCGUCAGCAAGAGGAGGGCAGCAGUCCCAGCAGCGAUUGAGUUGCAUUAACCAGAGACGAAUUAAUCAUACGCCGUGUUGCCCGCUACGCCGUCGAUAUGUAUAUAUAUAUGCCUGCCAGUCCGCCUCCGCACCACGCGCCGCGCACUUGACACGUGGAGCGGCUGAAUAUCCCGGAGCGGCAGCAACACCUCCUGGAAAAUCACUGAGGCCCAGUUUUGUGUUUGAUUUGUGUUCGUUAUUGUGUCGUUAUUUUUUUGUUGUUCAAACUCGACGCGGACGCUAAUUCAUCGGCAUCGAAAAGUGUUUGAUUUCUGUGAAAACAAAGUACCGCAUGUGGCUGCCAGGGCAAAAUCCGUUUACCGGCAGCAUAAACUGCUACAACAGCAACACCAACUGCAACACCAGCAGCAGCAGCAGCAGCAGCAACAUCCGCAGCAACUGGCCCCAGUUGUCGUCAAUUAUCGCUCAAUAUAUUCUCCGUUGGCCUGUGAUAAACCCCCUAGCGUUCUUAAUGAAUGACAUUCGGUCCAAGUCAUUCUAUCGUGCAGGCAAAGCAACAUCUGCAACAUCCGCAUCGGCCACGAGCACAGCUAAAUCGUUCGAUAACAGCCAGAACAACAAUCCCCGUACGUACAACAACAGCGGCAAGUCGAACAAGGUGUUCCUCCACUAUAUACCCCGCGAUCCGCGCCUAAGAAUUUUCAAUAAGACCGCCACCCUGAAUAAACACUCGAAUCGCACCCUGAGCGAGUUAAACAUAACUGAAGAUCUGUGCAAUUAUGGUGAAUUGAUUGGCGGCGGCAGUGCUGAAACAGUGAAGUUAGUGCUAGUGAAAUCUUAAAAAAACCGCAGAUCACCGAUUUGUUUUGUUCGUGUUCGGUUAAGCUGUUGUCGUGCGAAAAGAGCAUUGUUUGGAUAACGAAAAGCUACGCACUGCAGUUGACCAACAGAAAAGGGGAAUAUUCACCUAACGCCUACUUAAGAAAAUUAAUGCUGAAAUCUAAUGCAAAUUGUGUUCACUUCCAAUAAUCGCUUGG
Drosophila rhopaloa is the source of this 1849-nucleotide messenger RNA. RefSeq lists its product as uncharacterized. The coding region runs from base 1144 to 1653 and encodes 169 amino acids. The transcript is spliced from 3 exons. The record is from RefSeq and is a predicted model, not a curated record. Lineage: Eukaryota; Metazoa; Arthropoda; Insecta; Diptera; Drosophilidae.